This is a messenger RNA of Acaulospora colombiana, 481 nucleotides long. NCBI's taxonomy places the organism in Eukaryota, Fungi, Glomeromycota, Glomeromycetes, Diversisporales, Acaulosporaceae. The record is from the annotation of a GenBank genome assembly.
GGACCGGUCCACUGCUCAAGAACCUGAAAAGUGGUUCUGAAGGGGAUACGACUGCAGAUGAGGGAGAGGAUGAAGAGGAAGAUGGCAUUGUGACACGUGCGCCGAAACGUUCAUCAGUGGACCAGCAACAUAAGGACGCUAUCUCUAUCGCAGAGUCCCUAGAGGCAUUCCAAAUGUCCACCACGACAAUUCUCGUCCAGGAGGAGCUCGUAUCGCAUGUCAGACCACCCAUCCUCUCGCCAGAUCCACCAACCGAGGCAGAGGUGCAAGCACGCACAGAGACACCUCGAAUCGAUCUCGUACCUCCGACUCCGAGAUCAAAGACUCCACCGUCUUCUUUGCGUCGCUCUCAAACGCCUUCUGCCUCACUCUUACCCAACCCCCUUUCAUCCUCCCUCUUGAUCAAGUCGCCAUCCAGCCCACCUGGUCCUAUAUCCAUCCCUCAGCACACACCACCGCGAAAGAUGCCUGGGCAGAGAUA